Otolemur garnettii (small-eared galago) is the source of this 1890-nucleotide messenger RNA. It is a transcript of the gene NTN3, whose product is annotated as netrin 3. The coding region runs from base 1 to 1728 and encodes 575 amino acids. Gene Ontology annotation, molecular function: protein binding. The record is from RefSeq and is a predicted model, not a curated record. Lineage: Eukaryota; Metazoa; Chordata; Mammalia; Primates; Galagidae. The transcript has 6 exons.
AUGCACUACUGGCCCUGGCGGCUGCUGCUGACCGCAGGCGCAUUGUCGGCUGCACUGAGCCCUGGCCCGCCGGCGCCCUCUGACCCUUGCCAUGAUGAGGGGGGCGCACCCCGGAGCUGCGUGCCAGGCCUGGUGAACGCGGCCCUGGGCCGCCAGGUGCUGGCGUCCAGCACGUGCGGGAGGCCAGCUACUUGGGCCUGUGAUGCCUCGGACCCCCGGCGGGCACACCCUGCCGCCCUCCUGACCUCUGCAGAGGGCAAGGCAAGCCCUCUGUGUUGGCGCUCAGACUUGCUGCCUCAUGCUCCCCUCAAUGUGACCCUAACAGUGGCUCUUGGCAAGGCUUUUGAGCUGGUCUUCCUGAGUCUGCGCUUCUGCUCAGCUCCCCCAGCUUCUGUGGCCCUGCUUAAGUCACAGGACCAUGGCCGCAGCUGGGCCCCACUUGGCUUCUUCUCCUCCCACUGUGCCCUGGAUUAUGGCCGCCUGCCUGCUCCUGCGGAUGGCCCAGCUGGCCCAGGGCCUGAGGCCCUGUGCUUCCCUGCACCCCAAGCCCAGCCUGAUGGUGGUGGCCUUCUGGCCUUCAGUGUGCAGGACGGCAGCCCAGCAGGCCUGGAUCUGGACAGCAGCCCAGUACUCCAGGACUGGGUGACUGCCACAGAUAUCCGUGUCGUGCUCACACGGCCUGCCAUUCUGAGAGACACCGCAGUCCCAUACUCCUAUUCAGCCACGGAGCUCCAGGUGGGCGGUCGCUGCAAGUGUAAUGGGCAUGCCUCACAGUGCCUGCUGGACACCCAAGGCCACCUGAUCUGCGACUGCCAGCAUGGCACUGAGGGCCCUGACUGCAGCCGCUGCAAGCCCUUCUACUGCGACAGGCCGUGGCAGCGGGCCACAGCCCGGGAAUCCCACGCCUGUCUUGCUUGCUCCUGCAACAGCCAUGCCCGUCGAUGCCGCUUCAACAUGGAGUUGUACCGACUAUCGGGCCGCCGCAGUGGGGGAGUCUGCCUCAACUGCCGGCACAACACUGCUGGCCGCCACUGCCACUACUGCCGGGAAGGCUUCUAUCGAGACCCUGGCCGUGCCCUGAGUGACCGUCGUGCUUGCAGGGCCUGCGACUGUCACCCUGUGGGUGCUGCUGGCAAAACCUGCAACCAGACCACAGGACAAUGUCCCUGCAAGGACGGGGUCACUGGCCUCACCUGCAACCGCUGUGCCCCUGGCUUCCAGCAGAGCCGCUCACCAGUGGCACCUUGUGUUAAGACGCCCAUUCCUGGACCCACUGAGGAGAGCAGUCCCGUGGAGCCCCAGGACUGUGACUCGCACUGCAGACCUCCCCGUGGCAGCUACCGCAUCAGCCUGAAGAAGUUCUGCAGGAAGGACUAUGCGGUGCAGGUGGUGGUGGGAGCACGUGGAGAGGCACGAGGCGCGUGGACGCGCUUCCCGGUGGCAGUGCUGGCUGUGUUCCGGAGCGGGGAGGAGCGCGCGCGGCGCGGGAGCAGCGCGCUGUGGGUGCCAACACAGGAUGCGGCCUGCGGCUGUCCACGCAUAUUACCCGGCCGCCGCUACCUGUUGCUGGGGGACGGACCGGGAGCUGCUGUUGGGGGCUCAGGAGGCCGGGGACCUGGGCUCAGCGCGUCCCGCGGAAGCCUGGUGCUGCCCUGGAGGGACGCGUGGACGCGACGCCUGCGUAGGCUGCAGCGGCGCGAGCGGCGGGGACGUUGCGGAGCAGCCUGAGCCCGCGGGCGGGGCGGGGAAGUGGGUGGAACGCUGCGCCCACAACCAGGCGCACGUUCCUCCAAUGCCUUCGCUUGCAGAGAAUCUUUCGUCGCUUCACGCGUGCCGCCAUCUGGGCCCCCCUCCGGUCCCUGCCGACGCCUCCCUCAGUGCCUCACGCCU